AACCGCCGACUACUGUGUCAACCCGUCUGAAGCUAGCCUCCCAUUGAGGAAUGCUGGAGCCUUUAACUGUACGUUUUAUCCACCGGUCGGUUUUGUUUCUCUCUACAUCGAGGACUACCUGAAAGGGGGAUUUUUACACAACAAACCAGACUGCAUCCCCACGGCUGAGGCAUCAACUCCAUUUACGUGCCAUGCGCUUCGUGGCAUUGCGAUGUGGAAGGUAACUUAGUCCCCUACACUUCGCCCAUCGCUCCGCCCCAUGUCUGAGGACAGCGAUCCAAAACACUACCUGUACUCAACCCUGGACGGGCACAAAAGGAGUCGGGAAAGGGUCGGCUUCCAGCUGGAGGAAGAGGAAGGCUCUCCCUGCGGCUCCAUCAGCCAACUUCACCGCAUGGCCAACAGUUACAACGAAGGUUGUGGCGGGCAGGAUGGGGCUGAACUGGAAGCAGAGUUGGGAUUGGCCUCUGAGGGGAGUGACAGCAGCCACGAGCACCCGGCUUCACCCGGCUCUCCGCAUGAAGACAGGAAGCGUCCACGCCCACCCUUACAUGAGGAUGUAGAGAUGGGUGGCAGCGGCUCGAGUGGGAGCGGAACAGAAUCCCAUGGCAACGAGUCGCAUGGCAAUGAGUCCCAUGGCAAUGAAUCUGUGGGGAGCUCAAACGGGAAUGGCAAGGAUUCGGCUCUCCUGGAGUCUUCAGGGAGCAACAAGAGCUCAAACUCUCACAGCCCCUCGCCGCCAAGCAGCUCCAACGCCUUCAGUCUGGUGAGCUCCGAGCAGGACAACCCUUCAACCAGCGGCUGCAGCAGCGAACAGUCAGCCAAAGCGAAGACACAGAAGGAGCUCUUCAAGACUCUCAAGGAGCUGAAGAUGCACUUGCCGUCAGAGAAGAGGAGCAAGGGAAAGUCGAGCACCGUCAACACGCUCAAAUAUGCGCUGCGAUGUGUCAAACAGGUGAAAGCCAAUGAGGAAUACUACCAGAUGCUGAUGGUUAAUGACAGUCAGCCGCCAGGGUUUGAUGUGUCGUCCUACACCAUUGAGGAAAUCAACAGCAUCACCUCUGAAUACACCAACAAAAACACUGAUAUUUUUGCUGUAGCCGUUUCUCUCAUCACGGGGAAAAUAGUUUACAUCUCUGACCAGGUGGCGUCCAUCUUAAACUGCAAGCGUGAAGUGUUUAACAAUGCCAAGUUUGUGGAGUUCCUGACACCUCAGGAUGUCAGCGUGUUCUACAGCUUCACCACGCCCUACCGCCUGCCCUCAUGGAGCAUGUGCACCGGAGCAGACUCGUCUCCCACGGAGUGCAUGCAGGAGAAGUCCUUCUUUUGCCGCAUCAGUGGUGGUAAGGAGCGUGAAGGGGAUUUGCAGUACUAUCCUUUCCGUAUGACUCCAUACCUGAUGAAAGUCCAAGAUGCUGAGCUGGCUGAGGAGCAGUUCUGCUGCCUCCUGCUGGCUGAGAGGGUGCACUCUGGAUACGAAGCACCCAGAAUCCCUCCUGAUAAGCGCAUCUUUACCACCACACACACACCUAACUGUGUGUUCCAGGAUGUGGAUGAGAGGGCUGUUCCUCUGUUGGGUUACCUCCCUCAGGACCUGAUCGGGACCCCUGUGCUACUCAAUCUGCACCCGGGUGACCGACCGUUGAUGCUGGCUGUGCAUCGCAAAAUUCUGCAGUGUGCUGGUCAGCCAUUCGACCACUCCUCCAUCCGCUUCUGUGCAAGAAACGGCGAGUACAUCACCAUCGACACCAGCUGGUCCAGCUUCGUCAACCCCUGGAGUCGCAAGGUCUCCUUCGUCAUUGGCAGACACAAAGUCCGCAUGGGUCCUGUGAAUGAAGAUGUUUUUGCACCACAAGCUUUCCACGGAGGGAAGAUGAUGGACUCAGACAUCCAGGAAAUUAGUGAACAGAUCCACAGGCUGCUGCUCCAACCGGUCCACAACAUGGGCUCCAGUGGUUAUGGCAGCCACGGCAGCAAUGGUUCCCAUGAGCAGCUGGUGAGCAUCAGCUCAUCCAGUGAGAGUAACGGUAACAACGCAGCGGGGAAUGCAGUGGAGGAGACAAGCAAGACCAAGCCUCCCAGGACGUUCCAGGAAAUUUGUAAAGGGGUCCACAUGUUGAAGAACCAGGACUCCCAGGUUUGCCUGCGCUCCCCUUCCCCAUCGCCCUCGCCGUCACCAUCUAAGCCUGAGCAGAAGAAGAUCAUUGACACAGGAGCUCAGAGGAGUCCAGCAAUGCGUGUCAAAGACUCUGCCCCCUCCCUUUAUGUCAGAGACAGUACUGUAGCCAGCAUGGAGGACUUUCCCUGCAAAGACCAGACUGUCUGCUCCUACCAGCAGAUCAGCUGCCUCGACAGUGUCAUCAGGUACCUGGAAAGUUGUAAUGUCCCCAUUACAGUGAAGAGAAAGUACCAGUUCUCCAUCAACACCACCUCCUCCAACUCUGAUGAGGAUAAGAAGAGCUCAGAGGAUGGCACGCAAGUGCCUCAGGAUACAAACUCAGACCCUUUGAUGCUGGAUGCCCAGCCAGGCCUGUCAAACAUGAAAGCACCCAAGAAGCCUUCAUCUGGGGCAGCAGCUGUGGUGGGAGGCCCCCUGGCACCCCUCACGCUGCCCAGCAAGGCUGAGAGCGUGGUGUCCAUCACCUCACAGUGCAGCUACAGCAGCACCAUCGUCCACGUUGGAGACAAGAAGCCUCAGCCAGAGUCUGAGAUUAUCGAGGACGUAGCAGAGAGUCCUGCGCCCCCCGCUCUGCCUGUCAGCGUGGUGUCUCCGCCUAGCCAGGAGAAGGAGGCCUACAAGCGGCUGGGACUGACUAAACAAGUGUUGGCUGCACACACUCAGAAAGAAGAGCAGGCCUUCCUCAACCGCUGCAGAGAGCUCCGCAACGCCAGGACCUUCCAAAAGGACUAUCCCACAUACCUGCACAAGCAGAGAGGUCCAGCCAAUGCUGAAGAACCAUCUGGACUACGAGGUGCAACCAAACAGGGCACCACCAGGCCCGAGACCACUGCCAAGAAGGGGAACCGCAACAGGAAGUCCAAGAAGCCACGGAUGAAGCAUCCUGACUCGUCAGACAGCGCCGUAUUAAUCCGCAAACCCCGGCCCCCUCUCCAGGGUCUCAACCAAACCUCGUGGUCCCCGUCAGAGGCGUCCCAGUCAGCUUUUAACGUCUCCUAUCCAGCCAUGGUGCCUGCCUAUCCGCUUUACCCCCCUGCACCUGCCGCCCCAGCACAAGCCCCCCGCCCUGACUCCUCCCUAUCCACAGGCUUUGGAGAGGGGCAGCGCACCCAAGCCCCACCCUCUGCUGCUUCUUUUGCAGCACCCAUUGUUACACCUGUGGUGGCUCUAGUGCUACCCAAUUACCUAUUCCCCCAAAUAGGACAGUUAGGUCAGAUUGGGCAGUUGGGUCCUGCUCCAAGACCACCGUUUUUCCCUGACCAUACCCAGACGCAACCCGCAUUCACGACUCAGCAGCCCUUUCAGCCCCCACAGCCAGCCUACACCAUGCAAACACAAGCCCCCUACACCAGCCAACAGCCAUUCCCUGUGCAGACUGCCUUUACCCCCCAGCAGCAAUUCCAAACCGCUCAGACCCCAUUCACGACCCAGCAGCCUUUCCAGGCCUCACAGACCCCAUACGCUGCCCAACAGUCCUUUCAGACCCCUCAGACUGCCUACACUUCCCAGCAGCCCUUCGCUGCCCAGCCUUCUUUUCCAGUGCAGACGCAGUUUGUGACUCCAGCCACAUAUCCAGCCCAGCCCUUCCCCUAUAGCCUAGCCUCCGAGCCUCCCAAAGCCAUGGCUGUGGAGCCCCGGGAGGGAGGAGCUUCAAGGUCCUCCACCCCAGCCUCUGCGGCGAGGGAGCCCGCCACAUCACCGCCGCUGUUUGAGUCACGGUGCAGCUCGCCCCUGCAGCUCAAUCUGCUGAGCAUGGAGGAGGGACAGCGCUCAGUGGAACGACAGGACGGCACAGCGCCUCUUCUUGGAUGCCUGGGCAUGAGUGCAGCAGCAGUGUCAGCGGCAGCUGGAGCAGCAGGGGAGAAAUGCGGAGGCACUGAAAGCAUCCAGCAGGUGGAGUCUCCAGGAGAUGGUGCCAACAGCGACGGUAACUCCUCCUCCUGUGACUUGCUCGACAUCCUGCUGCACGAGCAGGAGGACUCCCACUCCGGGACUGGAUCAGCCACCUCUGGCUCCAUGGGCUCAGGGUCAGGCUCCGGAUCAGGCUCAGGAUUGGGCUCAGGCUGCAAUGGCUGUGGUACAUCAGCUAGUGGAGCUUCUGGCAGCAGAACAGGGAGCAGCAACACCAGCAAGUACUUCGGCAGCGUUGACUCUCUGGAACACGACCUUAAGGCCAAAGCAAAGACGAGAGGCAAAGAACGCUCUGAGGGCAGCCAGUCGCACACCACGGUCUCAUCCCAAAGCGAGGGUGAUCAUUUCAUCAAAUUCGUUCAACAGGAGCCCCUUUGGCUGUUGAUGGCCAAUGUUGAUGACGAGAUCAUGAUGACAUAUCAAAUGCCAUCUAGGGACAUUCAGAGGGUUCUGCGAGAAGACAAGGAGAGGCUGAGGCAGAUGCAGAAGAGCCAGCCUCACUUCUCCAAAGAUCAGCGACGAGAGCUAGUGGAGGAGCACCCCUGGAUGAGGAGGGGAGGUCUACCUGCUGCCAUCAAUGUGAAGGAGUGUGUGUACUGCGAGGACCCAGCGGUGCCCAUUGAGGAGGACCUGCCUCACAUGGAUAUGGGUGAGCUUGGCGAGGAGUUGGGCCAGAACAGCCAGAGCCAAUCAGAAGAGUCUCAGCCUCAGCCAGAUGCUGGCUCUUGAAGACACACGCCGCCAGCAGGGGGACACACUCAACCAGCCAUGGACCUUCAUAAUGCACACACAGCACACACACCUUGUUGUUUCGAGACAGCUGUGUGCCGGACCAUCCUCACAAACACACACAUACACACGGCAUAAACUCCAGCUGAACUCUGCUGCCAUCGUGGUGAAUAUGAGGAUGUGCGGAGCUCGUGUGUUAUUAGUUGUGAGUUGUGCGGAGGACUGAAGUGCAGUUCUUAAUGCGUCCAUGCAGGAGCAGUUGUGCUGAAUGAGGGUUGGUGCAAACAAAGACCCUCAUAAAGUGCUUUUGCCACCUCUCUCUCUCACACACACACAAUACAUACGCUCCCUCUCUCUCUCUCUCUCUCUCUCUCUCUCUCUCUCUCUCUCUCUCUCUCGUUCACCGAAAGGACCUGGGCCAAGCCGGUGUGGUUGACCUUUGGCCUCCCACGUAUUUUUUUUUAUGUAAUUGUUUCCCACCCUCAGUGUCAAAGGCAGCGCUUUACAGCAACACGAGCAGUUAUUAUUCUAAAAAAGACAAAGUUAAUAGUUAAUGGACCUCCUAUAAUCAUCCUAUUAAUAUAUUUGAUUUGCAAGAAUUUUAUUUUGACAGAAAUGUUUUUAAUAAGCAGCCUGGCAUUGCUGUUUAAAUUCUGCCAGACAUGAGUUUUUGUGGGAUUUUUUUUUGUCAUGGUCCCAUUUAAUCCUCUUAAACCUUGUUUUCCCAUUGUUAACUAUGUAGAAUAGUUGUUGAUGAUGUAGGCUGGGUCAAAGGGCAGGCACCGCCACUUUUGUAUCAUGGAAGAGUUUUUAUACUGCUACUCUCCUCCAAACGGAUUAUUUGCAGCAUCCAGGUUGCACCUUAUUCGGCAGCCAACAAAAUGAAUAUCAACAGUGACAAUCUGAUACAAAGAGCGAGCUAUUCAUUUAACUAAGAAUCGUAUUUAUUUUCUACAAGAUUAUGUAUCUAGAAUAGACUGUGCAAAGCUAAAGCCAAAUCAAUUCCGACAGUUCAUAUAUAUAUAUAUAUACAUUAAUAGUUUACAGGCAUUGGCAGUAAACUCUGCAGGAUAGCAAAGUCACUUUACUCUGACAGCUAUAAACUGGAGUGAGCAGGUCCAUAUUUCCAGAAUAACCUCUAAGUGUUGUAGGCCUCUGCAGACCUGAAAACAUCACUGGUGCUUAGAAGAAGAGGGUGUUAUCAUCGAUUAAACAGCUACUGAAGUAUGUUUUGUAUGAAAAAGUCAAAAGAAGGAAAUUGAUACAUGAAAAGCCGAGGCUGAGAGGAUAAUGGUUAUCCUCUAGUUUAGAAACACAAGGCUGCAGAUCAAAGCUGAAGAGGAUUGAUUGUUAAGCUAAAAAGGUCCUUGGAAUUGGCUUUUAAUGAUGUAUUUUUUUAAGACAGGUGUGACCACGUUACAUUGCAGAAUACUGCAAAAUUUGUUGAGUAAUAUUUUUUUCCUGUCAAAAUGGUGCAGCUCUACUUCAAAAUGUCAUUUUUAGAACAAAUUGAAGCUAUUUCUGGGAUUUAUACAUGACAUCUAUUGAAUUGUUUUUCCCAGAGAUUUUUUUUUAAACAAUUUGGGCAAAAUUCAGGUGUCACCAAAAGAUCUCAUAAUCCUAAAUGUCUGCAGGAGGGCAGGAGCGUGUGCUGCUGCACAGAUCCUGACUGAUUUAAAAGCUGUUGGUCGAAGCGUUGUGUGACACUGCGUUCUCAACAGAGGUCGAUACUGAGCAUCAGCACUUAAAUAUAAGAGUACGGUGGGGAAAUGAACAGCAUUACAGUUGUAGCAAAUAAGGGGACCGUGUUGCCUGAGUAACCUGGCAACCAUGUGAGCCCCUCCUCAUCUAACAUGAAGUAUUAAGAAAACUGUGAUCUGCAGUGGCUCAAUGUAGUCGAGGUAAAACAGGAGGAAUACUGGGAACAACUCUGGUGCUAGGGCAGAGAAACCGAGGCAGGGCUUGUGAAUGUAACACAGACUGGACCAAGAGCAUCUCACUGGCAAAGUUUGUUUUCAUGAUUUGCUUUUUAAUUUCUUGUUCUCUUGUCUGAAUUUUUUUUAUUGGUCUAUUUUUCUAUUUUUUCCCUCUUGUGUGUUUUAUUUUGUUUAGUGAAGGUAAGGAGCUUUUGAGUGUCAUUCGGGAUGCACCCUUACCUCUAAUGAAAUCCAGGUCAUGUUACUGUAAGCAGAACAUAGCAUGUGUAUGCAUGUGGGCGAAGCGCAAUGGACAGAGUGGUCAGAUACUUAAGUGAUUCCUGUUUGUGGACUCCUGUCUGCUCUGUUUGAAAAAAUGCACAGAGAGGACGGGCGCCUUUCACCACCCAUAGCAGCUGCAAUCUGUCUCUGUCUUUUGUCUCUUUUCUGUGCAAAAUGUGUUGACGGGUGGCCUCCAAUGCCCACCUGUGUGUAUACACCGUUAAAAAAGUCAGAAUGAAUGUUGAGAGUACACCAGGUAAUAUUUAUAUUUCAUAAGGCCUUGCAUAGAAAUUGAACACACCGGUGGGCUGUUGGAAGCACCCUGAUCUGUAAAUGCAUACACACGGUACUGGCACAUGAUGUUGUGUAUGGUCAUGUAAAUUUGUUUCAUUGCCACUGUAUGAGAAUGUGGUAUAUUAAAAUAGCACAGUUUGUGCAUUUUUGUAGGUAAAAAGAUGUGUUGUUUGAGACAUGUUUGAGAAACAAUGUUGUAAUAAAACUACAGAAAUAUAA
Molecule: messenger RNA, 7530 nt
Organism: Plectropomus leopardus (leopard coralgrouper)
Lineage: Eukaryota; Metazoa; Chordata; Actinopteri; Perciformes; Serranidae
Product: period circadian protein homolog 2-like
Biological process (GO): circadian regulation of gene expression; negative regulation of transcription by RNA polymerase II; entrainment of circadian clock by photoperiod
Cellular component (GO): nucleus; cytoplasm
Molecular function (GO): transcription cis-regulatory region binding; transcription corepressor binding
Source: RefSeq, a predicted model, not a curated record